ACUGGUCGCCCUCAUUCUCCAGAGGCUCACUAGCCAUGUCCUACUCACCGUUCUUCUUGUCUGGUUUUCAACAUGCCUCAUCGACUAGUACCUCAGCAGAAAAGCUCCCUCAAUGUCAUGGUUCCCAGUCUCCAGACGCUGACGCGAGAAGAUUGAGGGCAAAGAGGCACAGAUCAACUUCCACGUUGAACUCAUUAGCCGGUUCCAUGCCUCCGUCCAAAUCUCUUCCAGAGAUUCCUGCAACUCCUACCUCGAGUUCGUUCUUUCUGCCCGACAAGUCCAGGACUAUGGACAUCUCUUAUCCGUCCAAUGGGAACAUUUGUCGCACUAUCCCUCUCAGCACUGUCCUUCGAUCAAAUUCAACAGUCAGUAAAUCCACCGUUUCGACUCGAUAUCGUCGUAACAAACGAUCUGAUGCUCUAGAACGGCUAGAAGGACGCUCGUCUCAAUGGUAUUUCAAGGCCAGAGACUCAUGGAUGCGCUCACGUCCAUCUAGGAAACGGAGUAGCAAUAACUUCAUGAGUAUGAGCGAUGAAUCCGACUAUGACGAAAACGAUAACUCUUUUGUCGACGUCGGGCUGGACGUUCGUCUCACCUCCCCAUCGAUUUCCGCUACACCUUCCCGGACCUCUUUCUGGUUUACACAGAAAAGGACAUCGAACCUCUUCAUCACCCCGUUACAUUCCUUCAUCGACUUGGCCGAGAACGAUACGCGCGCCAAGUGGAAAGGGAAGAGUUUAGUGGAGGUCUCGCCAUCCUAGCGGGCAUACACGCCCCCAUUACCCCCAUUACCCACAUUACCCACAUUUCCCCCCCCCCUUCUGCUUUCGACCUUCUUCCGUGUACAUUUACUUUGUUUAUUUAGCAUUUUCACCCCCCAUGUCUCGAUUGGGCCCAUUUGUAUUACUAUUUGCAUCACAACUUUGUCGUCUCCUUACUUUUAGGUAAUAGCUUGCUUAUCCUUAACCUAUCCACUCUCUUGUACUAACUUGCAUGUCCAGUUCUUGCUCUGCCUACAUACAUGUACAGUGAUACCUGCAUUCCCGCUGGAGAUGGGACUUGCAUCUCUUUUCUUGUUGUUGUACUUCACCCCCAAUACCACCUGUUGUUCCGCUUUAUGAAGACCCUGUAGAUGAAGAAUGUUGGGGACAACAUUCUGUUCCAUUAACCAAGAUCCGUCGGCUACUCUCCCCGUUGACAGCGCGUAGCGAAUGUAGACAUACAAAAUGGUCAGAUAUGAUAUUUUCCUGGAAAUCCGAA
Marasmius oreades (fairy-ring Marasmius) is the source of this 1260-nucleotide messenger RNA. RefSeq lists its product as uncharacterized. The transcript has 2 exons. Bases 36 to 761 code for a protein of 241 amino acids. The record is from RefSeq and is a predicted model, not a curated record. NCBI's taxonomy places the organism in Eukaryota, Fungi, Basidiomycota, Agaricomycetes, Agaricales, Marasmiaceae.